UGUCAUUUCCCUUCUGACACAGAGCAAAGUCGCCCCCAGGUUGCCGAAGCCGGUCUCUUCUCCGGCUCCUCCCGAGCUCCCUGUAGGCCCCCAGUCGGGCCCCGUCCUGGGCCCAUGCCAGCCGGUCCCCAGUGACCUCUGACCCCUGGGCUUCGGUGAGGGCCAGCCCCCGGCCAUGGAGCUAGGCAGCUGCUUUAAGACCUACGAGGACUUCAAGGAGUGUUUCAGCGCCUACAAAAAGGAGACCAGGUGCUCCUUCAUUGUCAGGGACUGCGUCUCCGUCCGCUUCCACAACCUCAACCACGGCACCUCCUUCCGCGAGGACAUCCUAUAUGUGCAGGUGAAAUUUGUCUGUAUUCGGACGCAGUCAAACAGGAAGAGAACACGGAAGGUGGACAGGUGCCCAGCGUACUUGCUCCUUCAGUACAGCGAGACAUUAGAUAGACUGUUUAUCAGUGAACUGAAUACCCAGCACAUACAUGUUGAUUCUAACGCUGCUGGAGGAUCCCCUGCUAGCAAACUGCAGAAGGCCUUAUGUCUGCAUAAACUCCAGCCGGUGCAGCUCAGCAUCAAGAAAGACCUUGAUGCAGAAGAGAAGCCCCUGGUAGAACCAUCAUCCUUCUGCCUAGAGAAGACACACUUGGCCUCACCUCCAGAGCAGAAGGGCAUCAGUCCUUCCGACCUGGCCAAGAUAGCAAAAGUGAUGAAAAACUUCCUUACAGUAGAUGAGGGCUCGAUGGCUUCCUUCAGUGUGGGAACCAGCCAAGACCUGGACCGGCUCAGCUUCCAGAGCAGCAAGAUGAGUGACUUGUUCACCCGAUUCCCAGAGAAUCUCUUGCUACACCGGGUGGAGAACAGCCAGGGCCAUAUUCUGUAUGCUUUCUUGGUGGAGAACAAAGAGCGAGAGAGUCGAGUGGUGCACUUCGCUGUGCUCAAGGCUGAGACAGCCACCUCUGUGGCCAAGAUGCUCAAUAUCUUCACAGAAUUCAACUCUGAUUGGUCUAAGGUCAAGGUGGUCUUUGUGGACCCUUCAUUCCCUCACCAAGCUAUUCUUCAGGAGAUCUUCCCUGCUGCCCGUAUCCUCCUUUCUAUCUACCACACAACUCGACUCUUAGAGAAGAAGUUACAUCAAAGCUCUGCAAACGCAUCCUUUAAAAGGCUCAUGAAGGAAGCUCUUCGGGAGGCUGUGUUUGUCUCUUCUGAUGCAAGCCUAAAAAAUCUCUGUCAGAUGUCCCAGGCCCUACUGGAUGAGGAGCUCUUCAGGUUCCUGCAGGCCCAUUGGUUUUCCUGUGAACUGCUGUGGUACAUGCAUGUGAGAAAGGGUCUGCAUGCGUGUAACACAUACAUGGACAGCUUGGACAUAGUCACCAGUAAAGUGUCAGGCCUCUUUCGGGAGCAGCAAUCCCUACUGGACUGCAUCCUUCACUUUGUGGAUUACAUAGACUUCUUUAAUACCAAAGGUCUUAAGAGCUUGCCCAAAAAUUCCCCCAAGUUAAAAAGAACUCAGCUCCCAAGCAUGCCACCAAGGCCCAAGAAGCCUUUUAGAACUUGUAGAGGGAAUGUCACCAGGCUCCCUGUGGAAGAGACCAAGUCAGACUCACAGGAGUCUCAACUGUUACAGCCCCAGGAUCAGUCCUGCAAGAGUGGCAUGCUAGACAUUUUGCACCAAAGUGGUUCUGAACUAGCCUACAAAUUGUGCCAUAAUGAGUGGGAGGUGGUACAGAAUUCCACCCACCUGGUGGACGUGGCUGGUUCCUCGGUCGCUGUUAAACUACUAGAAGACUCACACCAGGUGAGCAAAGAUGGCUGUAGCUGCAGCUGUUCCUUUCAGCAAUGCUACCAUCUGCCAUGCCGCCACAUUUUGGCCCUAUUGCAUACCAGCCAGCAGCCAGUAGGAGAAGCCAUGGUGUGCUGCCGGUGGCAGAAGAAGUACCAGCACCUCCUUGGACCCAAUGGGGAGCUUCAGGACCGUGGAAUAAUCCCGAACUCAGAUCAGCCUGAAAAGCAAGGUCAGAACCACAUGAUCCAGGACCUAAGCAGGGAGCUGGCAAACCUGCUCAUGCAGACUGAGGGGCCAGAGCUGGAGGAGCGCUGCUCCACCCUGCGCAAAAUCGUGGACAUCUGGGCCGACCCCUUACAGCUACCUGAGUCCAGUCAGCAGCCAGUUGACUUCAAUGAUGUGGGGUGCCUCCCUUUCCUCUGGGGACAGCUAGAGGAAGGGGACAGCUUUCCUCUUGCUGAAGCCAUGGCUCAUGAGUGAAGUGUUUGUACUAGUGCACUGUGUCUCAAAACCUUGGAAGUUUCAAAGUGGGUGGGUCACGCUGUAGGUCAGUAUUUUAAUCAAUGUCUUCCUAGGUAAGGGCUAAGAAGAUCUCAAAAGUGAGGGGAUUGGGACCCCACUGUGUGACAUCCUUUGAGCCUGCCCGUUUUCAGCCCUUCAUUUGGCGUUCUAUAGACAGCUCAUUCAUUGUUCAAAGCCAAAGUUAUUCCAUACUGAAAGGUCAUGCCCCUUUCUUCCGCAGCCCGAGAGGUCAAAUUGCAUCGACCCCACAGAGAUGAACCCUUGCCCAGGAUAGGAUAAAACAGAGUGGGUCUGGAAAGAAACUGAGGGGAGGAGGCUGGCCCUUGACUGUCGCUGCUGUUUAGAAAAUACCUGUUAAGUAUUUUUAUUCACAUUAAUAAAACGGUUUUUGUUUUUGUUUCA
Molecule: messenger RNA, 2704 nt
Organism: Cricetulus griseus (Chinese hamster)
Lineage: Eukaryota; Metazoa; Chordata; Mammalia; Rodentia; Cricetidae
Source: RefSeq, a predicted model, not a curated record